CAUUCACACUUACACGAACAAACAAUUUGCUCAUUAAGAAUAAUAAUUUUAUAAAUUACGUUUCCCGUUACUAUUACAAAAUUUCUGCUUAAGAUGUGCUCUUUAGGGCCUGGCCCAGGCAAAUGCCUGGAACCGCCACCGGAAAUACCACAGGAAAUCGAGCCCAUUUCCCCGACACGCUUCCUAGACCUGCCCAAACCGAAAAAGAUAAAGAUAUUUGACUGCGAUGAGUCCCGAGAUGAGGAGGAACUCGCCUGCAAGCCGAGCACUGAGCUGAGCCUGGGGGAGUCCUCGCAAUCGGCAUAUGUGCGGGAGCUGGACUACGAUGACAUCAAGCUAGAAAUGGAGGCGAUUAAAGAGCGUGUGGGUGUGAUUGAUAAGCGACUGAUGCUCAAUAUACCCGAGUGUCCUGACUUGGAUCCCUGCCAGGACAUAGAGCUGGAGCUGCAGACCGAUGCGCAGACAUAUGCGGAAAUCCUGCAGCUGCAACGCGACAACUACAAGCUGAAGCAUCAGAUGGAGCAGUUGAAGCUCUGCUGCUAUGCCACUGAUGUGACGCUUGGAAAGAUGGAGGCGAUGGUCUGCCAGGAGCAGCUGGAGGCCAAGCAGCUGCAGCGCAGCCUCGACAAACUCGAGUCCGCUAAGCUGCUGCUGGAGCGACAAUUUGGACUCUGCAGCCACCGCUUUCGGCAUCUGGAGCAAGAGAAGUACCAAUGGAGUACCUGCCACAGCUAUUUCGAUGGCCUGCGGGCCGAGGCCGAGCGCCAGGCGAACAAAUGUGUCUCCAAGGAGCAAAUCGUGCAGCAGCGCGACUUCGCUCUGGAAACGCUGAACAUAAAAAAGUGGCGCCUGAAACGAAUUCACGGCUACAUGAGCGACUGUUUCAAGAAGUUGGCCGCCCAAAUGGACAUGUUGCUGCCACAACAGUCGACGGUGAUAGUCAACUUUCUUCAGCGCAACGAAAAGUUGUUCAAACGGAAGCAGCCGAAGCGAGACUUAAAGUGAGCCACAGACGAAAAUCUGGCCCAAAUGGUUCAAUUUGUCAUUGGCAAAUGGCAAAUGGCCAUAAGGUGGCAGCCAACAUUUUUAGUUCAUUUACAUUUUGGGACCGCAGUCUCGAUGCUUUGCAUGGGGGCGGG
Messenger RNA from Scaptodrosophila lebanonensis, 1139 nucleotides. RefSeq lists its product as uncharacterized. Bases 94 to 1005 code for a protein of 303 amino acids. NCBI's taxonomy places the organism in Eukaryota, Metazoa, Arthropoda, Insecta, Diptera, Drosophilidae. The record is from RefSeq and is a predicted model, not a curated record. The transcript has a single exon.